AUGGAAGAGAGAAAUGAUGCUGAGAAACUUGAUGAAGUUAUGCUACCAGGGUUCAGGUUUCAUCCAACUGAUGAGGAGCUUGUUGGGUUUUACCUGAAGAGGAAGAUUCAGCAACGCCCUUUGACUAUUGAGCUCAUCAAACAGCUUGAUAUCUAUAAAUAUGACCCUUGGGAUCUUCCAAAGUUGGCCACUACAGGAGAAAAAGAGUGGUAUUUCUACUGUCCCAGGGACAGAAAAUACAGAAACAGUGCAAGGCCUAAUAGGGUAACUGGAGCUGGCUUUUGGAAAGCUACAGGAACUGAUAGGCCUAUCUAUUCCUCAGAAGGUUCCAAGUGUAUUGGGCUGAAGAAAUCCCUUGUAUUUUACAAAGGCAGAGCUGCCAAAGGAGUCAAAACUGAUUGGAUGAUGCACGAGUUCAGGCUACCUUCUGUCACAGACUCACUUUCCCCAAAGAAGUACAUUGACAAGACCAUUCCUGCUAAUGAAUCUUGGGCUAUCUGCAGGAUAUUCAAGAAAACCAGUUCUACAGCUCAAAGAGCUUUGUCUCACUCUUGGGUCUCAUCCAUACCUGAAACAAGAACCUCUGAUAUGCUAACCAAAAUUCAAGACAGCACCCAGUUUUGUUCAACCAACAUGCCUUUGACAAAGAAAACUAGCCUAGCCAGCCAGUUCUUUACUAACAACAACGAUACUCAACACUUAACCACUAAUAGUAGUAGUUGUAGUACUCUUUGUCCUUUAGAUGUUGCCUCAUAUAAAUCCAUUAUUAACCCUUUGCUUUACACAAAAGCCUUUGAUCACUUACCACCAAUUUCAAAUGGAGACCUUAGCACUAGCUUGUUAUUCUCAUCUCCACUUGAAACAUCUAAUACAAAUAAUGCCAAAUCUACAAUGGAUGUUUCUGCCAUGUUGUUGAAUAUGUCAUCCUCUAUGCUUGGAGAUUUUAACAAGAGUUCAGAGGGAACAACCACAAUCUUUGGUGGGUUGCAAGAGCACUAUAGUGGCUAUUCAAUACCAUUUCUACGUGAUAUGCAAGCCACAGUUGGCAACCAAUAUGAUAAUAAUGCAAUGGUAAAGGUUCCUAAUGUGAAUGUGCCUCUUGUUGAUGACCAAGAGUUGGAAACAGUACGAUCCAUUGGGUUUCCAUUCAGUAGUAUGCCUUUCAAUGUUGGUGAUGCAUGGAAGUCAAAUAUGCUUUGGGAUACUUCAUCUUGUCCUUGUGAUGUGCCCUCUAGUUAUUCCACAACCAAGUGCUAUACUUAG
This is a messenger RNA of Abrus precatorius (Indian licorice), 1263 nucleotides long. RefSeq names its product putative NAC domain-containing protein 94. Gene Ontology annotation, biological process: regulation of DNA-templated transcription. Lineage: Eukaryota; Viridiplantae; Streptophyta; Magnoliopsida; Fabales; Fabaceae. The coding region runs from base 1 to 1263 and encodes 420 amino acids. Gene Ontology annotation, molecular function: DNA binding. The transcript has 3 exons. The record is from RefSeq and is a predicted model, not a curated record.